CACACCCACGCACCCACACAAGAUGGUCGCAAAAACCCCACAAAAGCUCAAGAAGAAAAUGGUGGCUCCACUUGAUCCCAUUCAACUCAGAGAAACUGUGAAUAAGGUGGAGAAAUGUAUGGCUCGAUUGCAAGAGCUUCAGUACAUUACAGGUGGGACGAAAGGUGUGAGUCUUAGCCCUGCAAGUACCAGAGGAUACUUAAAAACUAGCCUCAGGUGCAAACAAGAAUCACUCAGAACCAGAAACGGGAAUGGUCAAAAAUCCCCACCUGGCAAAUUACCCACACAAAUAGGGGAGUGGAAGAGGAUGUCAUUACCAGCAAUGCUUUUAGGAGAAACAGUUGGGGAAAUACUCCAAGCAAGUCGAUUUGCCAGAGAAAUCGUUGCUGCUGUUGAAACCAAAACCCAAAACACCACUGAUCCAAAAACUCCGGUGACUAAUUCACGCCGGAAUUCCAGGUUGAACCCGGAAACAACUGAGCUCCGGGCACGGAGAAAGAGAGAGAAGCAGAUAAUCCGUUCAGAUCCACAUUCCCCUCUUCUUCAAAGAGCCAAAUCACGUAUUAAUUUCAAAGUCUCUGGUUCACCACCAAAAAAGGAAAUCGAGAAAGAAAACUGUCGGUUUAUGGCGAAUAGAGUUUCACCGAAGAACAAACCCUGGGCUAAAAAGACUGUAAUCUUCCCAAACCCACUCUUCCAUUCAUCGAACAACUCACAAAACCAAAGGUUUUACAGAACAAAGUCGCCGGUGAUCCCCAGAAUCCGGCAAACCACCCCUCAUAAGUUCUUGAUUAAGACGCCGCCCAGCAAGGCAGCAACGUCUCCCUCCUCCGUGGUUAAGUUUCAAGUGAAGAUUAGAAGUCCAACAAUUUGUGUGUCUCCGACCAGACCCACCACCGCCAGUGCUAAGAAGAAGUCGAUAUCGCCGCCUAAGAAAGUCUCGACGGCGGCGAAGCUGAGGAGGUCGUUUUCGCCAUCGAGAUUGGCAAGUAGAUUGGUUUCGCCAUUGAAGAGUAGGAAAUCAUGUGUUGAAAGGAGUAUGGAUGGGAUGAUGAUGAACAUGAUGAGUGGAUUGAAACAGCGGCCAGCUUCCACAACUCCAAUGCAUUUGUCAAGUCGGAGAAUUUAAGAAUUCAUUCUUUUAGAUGAUAUUUUCUUAAUGUCAAAUAUGAUUUGUGUGCCUCCUUACAUUU
Messenger RNA from Cynara cardunculus var. scolymus (artichoke), 1193 nucleotides. Its product is annotated as microtubule-binding protein TANGLED. The coding region runs from base 23 to 1129 and encodes 368 amino acids. NCBI's taxonomy places the organism in Eukaryota, Viridiplantae, Streptophyta, Magnoliopsida, Asterales, Asteraceae. The transcript has 4 exons. The record is from RefSeq and is a predicted model, not a curated record. Gene Ontology annotation, molecular function: microtubule binding. Gene Ontology annotation, biological process: regulation of phragmoplast microtubule organization.